AUGCUCGAGAAAGCAAUCGAAAUGGAAUGGGAAGCAUUGCAAAAUCAACAGGAAGCGACAAGGAAAAAGUUGGAGGAUGCCGAGAAAAUCGUGGAUGGCGUGAACCAAUUGGAUCGUUGGUUGCAUGGAAAACAGCGGUUGAUUGACUCUGUUGGUGCUCCUUCUACUGAUUCUCAUAUGGCAAAAGGACAAAGGGCACAAAUUGAUAUGUUAAAGAUUGACACCGAAAACGAGCGCCUUAACAUGGAAAAGCUGAAAGAUUUGGCGGAAAAGCUCGGCGAUUCGGCGACAAAUGAUGGAGAUAAGGAGAUCAUACAAAAACAAAUCGAUUUGCUGAACGAUCGCUGGGGAUCGCUGAAUGAUGGAUUGGAGAAGAAAGAGUCGAAUAUUUCGAGAGCAGCUGAACUCGGCGCUGAGAUUGCGCAGAUCAACAAGGAGAUCAAAAAGAAACUCGGCGAGCUGGAGCACGAGGUGGACGCAGUUUCCCGUCUUCCAUCAACAGAAAUCAAUCAACAAUUAUCCAAACUGGACGAGUUGAAAAGAAGAGAAGGAGAAGUGAAUGAGUUGUUGGAGAAAUUGGGGGAAAAGGUAAAGAAAGCCGAUGAAUAUGCGGUUGAUUCGACGAAUCAAACGGAAAUCGCCGAAGGAUUGUUGAAUGCAAAGACGAAAACGGCUGAGUUGGACAAGAAGAUCGACUCGGUGAAGCAAGCCGCUCUUUCCGUCAAAGAUCAAGGAGAUCUCUUGGAUCGACACGUUGAUGGACUCUUGGAUUCGAUUCAGUUAUUGGCACUGGAUAUCAAUAAUUCUCCACCAAUUUGCGCUGACAAGGAAAAGCUAUUCGAUGAGAUUUCCCGUUUUUCUCAUUUGUAUGAUGAGAUUUUGGGAAAAGAAGGAGAUGUGAACGACCUUGUCAAGCAAUUCAUUGACCAAGAGGCCACACUGAAGAAUCAUUUGGUUGGCGAUGAGCAAGGAUUGGCUAAAGCUCAAGAAGAGGCUCAGGGCCCAGAUGCUCGACAUUUGAAGCGAGGCGCCGAGAAUCUGUGCGAUGAUGUGAGAGCGUUAUCGAAAAAAGCGAGAAAUGGAUUGGCGGCUGUGCAGAAGAAGAUCGAUCUGCGCACCAAAUUCGACAAGUUGAUCGACGAGAGCACAGCGUUUGCCGAGGGAAAAGAGGCAGAACUUGAAAAGGACAAGGAGAUGAUCAAUAGAGAAAGAUUGCAAGCAAAACUCUCCGAAGUCGAGUCGUUUUGGGGGAAAACUGGUCGAGAAUUGAAACAACUUGGGCAAGAUUUGAAGCAAAUUCUGCCCGAUGAAGCCCAUCAAUCCAUCGAUUUGCCAAUUGAGGAGCUGGGAGAGAGAUUCGAGGGAUUGAUCGAGAAGAUGAGAUUGAUCGAUUUGACGCUAAACGAGAAACGCAAAGAGGCCGAGAAUGUGAAAGAGAAAACGAUUCGAUUAGCGACAAGGCUGAACUCUUUAUACUCGGAUUUAAAUGAUUUGGAUCCGAUUGGGCGAAGUUUGGAUGAGUUGCAAAAGCAGAAUGAACAAUGCGACGAGAUGAAUGCCGAGCUAAACGAGAGGGAAAGCGAGUUGAAUUCGAUCUAUGACUUGUGGAAAUCAGCUCUGAACAUUCAAGCCGUCACCCCCGAGCAAUUGGCAACAAAUCAACAACAUUUGGAUGACAUGAAACGGCUAAUCGCUAAAGGGAAACGAAAAAUUGGCGAUCGUUUCAAGAAAAUCGGCUCAAUCGAGGAGGAUUUGAAGCGAAUUGAAAAUGAAUCGAAAGCUGUUAUCGAUGACGUAAAUCGCUUAGCUGAACAUGAUGCGCUGAAGAACGAGAAUGGAUUGACUGAUCCGAAAACAAGAGCUGAGGAGCUCCGCCAACUCAAAGAUCAACUCCGACCGGUGUCCGAGCGAGCCGACAGCGUGCAAGCCGAGUGUAAAGCUUUGAUCAAAACAGCAUCCCCGGAUGCGGAUACAAAGCAAUUGUCCUCUACCCUAGCUGAAGUCUCUCGAGCAGUUGAUGGGAUCAAUGCCUCCAUUGGCGCCAAACAAUUGGCUCUGGAUGCUGCCGUGCAACAAAUGGGAAGCUAUAACGAUGCACAAAGGGACCUCCAAAACUGGCUCGAGGAGACCGAGGAGCUCGUUGGGAACCAAAAAAUGCCAUCUUCUGACGCGAAAGUUGCAAAAGCGCAAUUGCAAAGCUACGAUGUGCUACUAAAACACAUUGAGGAUAAAGAAACGAGUGUCGACGGUUUCCGUGGGAUGAUCGGCAAGCUCGCGAACAUCGCCUCAAACGAUGACGAGAAGAAAGUGCUGUCUGGAAAAGCUGAUGAGAUCACAAAUCGAUACGAAGACUUGCUGGAAGGAGCUCAAAAGGCUCAGGCUCGCCUUAGAGAUACGGUGGAUUUGGCGGAGAAAUUCACGCACGAGUUGGCCCCAUUCGAGCAAUGGUUGCAACAAGUCGAGAAAAAAAUCGGUCAACUCGGCAACGUUCCGACUGAUUCGGAGCGCUUGGGCACGCAAAUUCACGAAGUGGAAGAGAUUCGCGAUGAGAUCGAUAAGAAAAACGAUGUGGUAGACAAGAUUUGUCAGCUUGGCCCAGCUUUGGCCUCAUUGGUGAGCGUUGAGGACGCUGGGGAGUUGGAGGCGCAAAUCGGCAACGCCACCGCGAAACACGGGCAGUUGGCUGAAAGAGCCGAACAAUGCCAUCUAUCACUUCAUGCGAUGGGAGAGCUCAUCUCCGAUUUCGAGCAGGACAUGACCGAACUCGCCACCUGGCUAGACCAAAUCGAACAAGACAUGGCUGGUGUUGAAGAAUUGCCGAUAAAUCCAGAGGAAUUGGUUGAACAAACGAAUUUGUUAUCGGAACUCGUCGAAUCGGUGACCGAACGAGACGCUCUUGUGGCAAAUGUGGUGAGAGUGGGAAAAACUUUAUGCAAAGCGACGACAGCCGACGAGGCCCUGGCUUUGCAAGGAAAAAUCGAUGGAUUAAAGAAUCGCUACGUUGCUGUGGCCAAUUAUGCGGAUGAGAAGCUCGGUCAACUUUCGAAGGCGAUUCCCUUGUCGGAUCGAUUCCACGAGGGGAUUGAAAGAGUCAUGGAAUGGGUUGAAGCUGUUGAGGACGAUCUCCGGCACAUCGAUUCAGUCGAUCUAGACACACAACAACAGUUGAUACACGGAAUUGAUGAAGAUGUGACACAGUGGAGACCUGAGGUGGAAGAACUCGUCGCGGUCAGCUCUCAACUCCAACAGUUGGCCGGUCCCGAACGUGCUGAAGAACUCUACGCCCAUACACAGGAAAUGCAAAGGAGAGUGAAUCUCAUCGCUGAUCAGGUCGGUCGUCGAGCCGAGCGCCUUGACUUGGCCGAACGACAAUCCCGAGCCGUCGUUGAAGAGUUGGAAUUCGUUUUGGAGUGGUUGAAUGACGCGAAAGAGAGAGUGAUGAAUGCGGCUCCUUUAGCAAUUGAUCCCGACUAUUUAAAGGCCCAACUCCGGAAUCAAAAGCUCCUCAAUGAAGAUUUGAGUGUUCAAAAGGCUCGUCUACGAGACGCGACAGCUGAAUGUCGAAAAGUGGCUCGACAAAUUGGACCUGAAGGUGGACAGGAUGCGUUGCUCUUGGAAAAGGCUGAAGGUGCCCGAGAGUUAGCCGACGAGGUUUCCCAUGUUUGCGCUGAAAGAACCGAGGCUUUGGAACAAGCUCUUGCACUAGCUGAACAAAUCGGUGCCUCGUUCGACGACAUGAGCAUCUGGUUGGAUCAAGUUGAGGAUGAGCUAGCCAAUCAACCGGCUGUCACCACAGCCACACCACCACACGAAUUGUCCAAACAGCAACAGCACAAUAUUGAACUCUCAGCGGUGAUCGCAGCGCAGCGUCCACUUGUUGAACGCUUUGAGAAAGACGUUCGAGCGCUCGUCGACUUGGUCGGUCAAGAAGACGCUGUUGCACUGGAACAGAUUUACGACCAAAUCGUCGGCCGUUUCCAAGACGUGCAAAAACAAGUGAAAGAGCGUGGUGAAGGAAUCGACUCGAUUCUCGACGUUACAGAAGCAUUCGGAAAUCGUUUGGAUGUUUUCCUGGCGACACUCGAGGGAGCCGCCGAGUCACUGCGCCAGCCAGCAGCCGUUUCUGCUGAUCCAGGCCUCCUGCAGAAUAGAAUCGCUGAAAAUGAGGCUUUGUUAGACUCGCUGAAGGAUAAGGAGAAUGCCUUAGCGGCGAUGAAAGAACGAGCGGCUGAGUUGCUGGCCAGAGCUCAGCCUGGUGAUGAUGCGGCUUCUGAGGUUGCUGCUAAAAUCCAGGCGCUUGAACAACUGUGGAAUGAGAUCGGUGAUGGUGCGCAGAUGAGAGGAGCUUUUUUGCAAGAUGCACUUGCUAAGGCGAACCUUUUCUGGAACGAGUUGGACAAUUGCCAGAAAGCGAUUGAUGAUUUAAAGGCACGUUUGGAAACAAUCGAGCCAGCAAUCGGCCAGCCCGAAAAAAUCCGUGAACAACAAAAUGGAAUGAUCGAGAUCGAGAAAGGAGUACAGACGACAAAGCCGAGGAUCGAGAAUCUGAGAUACGCUGGCGCAGCUUUGUUGGCGAUUAUCCCAGAAGAAGAGCAAACAGCUGUCGAGCAACAAGUUGACAUGAUCGAUCGAGGAUUUGACACGAUUACAAAGAUGUUUGCUGACAAGAGUGUCCAUCUGGGGAAAGCCAUGGAGCAAGCAAUGGGCUUCCACGAAGAUUUAGCUGCAUUGAACGAGUUUUUAGAUUCAGCUGAACAGCGCCUUCAAUCAAUGGGCCCCGCCGAGCAGAUGGCUGUGCACGAGAUUCAACCGAGAUUAGAGGAGCUGCAACUGUUCAGAAUUGAGCUCGAUGAUCAUGCGAUGUUGAAAGAGCAAAUCAAUCAGACGGCUCAAGGAUUAGUGGCCGGAGCACCAGCGCAUCAAACAGCUGCUGUCAGGAUACCGAUUGCAGAGUUGAACGGUCGCUGGUCUCGUCUUUACGGUGAUAUCGCCGAUCGGGAGCAUAAGAUUGAACGAGCCAUGCUGGAGAUGGGAAGACUUGGUGAAGCUGUGGGACAACUGACUGCAUGGAUUGAUAAAACACAAAGUACCAUCGACGAGCUGGGCGCUCAUGCUCCAACGAAUCUGCGAGCUGUCGAGAUCGCUCAAUGCAAGCUGGCCGUCGUUAACAAUGAUAUUCACGCUCAUGAGCCAAGCAUCAAAUCGAUCAACGCCUCAGCUUCAAAACUCCGUCAAAGCAGCGAUCCAUCAACGCUGAAAGAAGUGAUGGGAAUGAACGAAAAGUGGAAGAAUUUGCAAGAAAGCAUCGGCAGUUUGGGAGCCGGAUUAGAGAGGGCAAAAGGAGCUGCAGAGGAUAUCGGCGGUGAGAUGGAACGUUGGCUGGCGUAUGUGGAAGAUGUUGAGGCACAACUGGCAACAACGAAACCGACUGGGGGACUUCCUGAAACAGCGAAACAACAUCUCGAGGAUUUCCUUGGAUUAAAGGAUGAGAUUGAGGGCAACACUCCAGCUCUGGAAGCUCAUGUGGUCAUCACUGAAGACUAUCUGACAGCCCAUCCUGAAGACGAGGGAUCGUGGAUUGGAAAAAGUGCGCACACACUCAGACACAAGUGGAAUCGUUGCAAAGAUUUGCUGCUCGAUCGCGAGAAGAAGCUAUCAUUGGCGCUAGAGGAGGCGAUCGCUUUAGAGGAAUCGAUGCAAUCCACGUCUCAAUGGGUCACCAAUAUGGAAGAAGCUUUAGCUGCUGUGUCACCAAUCGGUCGCCUACCCGAGGUACUGGAACGACAAAAAGAUGAGCAACAACACAUGGCCGAUGAAGUGAAUGAGAAAAAAGCGGCAAUGGCGGAAAUGCAAGCAACCGGCACUCGGAUGCAAUAUUAUUGCGAGAAAAAGGAUGCGAUUCCAAUAAAGAAUGGUUUAGUCUCGUUGAGGCAUCGAUUUGAGAAAGUUGCACAGAAAGUCGCUGAGAGGGGAAAGCAACUCGACUCAGCUCAAGCUGAGACAGAUGCCUGGCUGGAAAGUGCCAAAGAUUUGGAGUUCUGGAUGGCGGAAAUGGGAGUGAAAUUGGAAGAAGAAAUCCCUACGACAGCCAACCAUCACAAGUUGUUGGAGUUGAGGGAUGAGGCGAAGGAAGCUAAACAAGAGCUGAUUGGCAAGAAGCCGGAAUUCGAGGCUGUCCGUCGGAGGGGACAAUCCGUCGGUGAUCAUGCCCCAAAAACGGAACGUAAAGAGAUCGAGAAAAAAAAUGGACAGCUGAAAAAGGAUUGGGAUCAAUUAGAGAAAGUGGCCACGGAUAGGCUGAGAAAAGCUGAAGAGGCUGUUCUCGAGUCGGGCGCUUUCGAUGACGCCAUUGAGGACAUUGAGGCGUGGAUCGAUGCGAUGUUGCUCGAUGCGGAGACCGAUUCGGCGAUGGCGGGCACUAGGGUCCACGGUGACAUUGAUACGGUUCGCGAUUUGAUCGAAAAGGAAAACAAAAGAGGUGACGAGAAAGCAGCGAAGAAGAAACAAGUGGACAAGUUGCUGAAAAAAGCCGACGAAUUGAUUGAAAGAGGAGUUGAUGAAAAAGACGAUGUGAGAGAAUCGAAGAAGAGAUUGCAAGAGAAAUGGGAAGCGAUUGAAGCCGCAGCGAAUGCGCGAGCCGACGCGCUACGGAUGGCCAAAGAUGAGGCUGAAGAUUUCGACGCAAAAGCACAUGCGCUUCUCUCGUGGAUGGAUGAGAAAGAUGAGAAAUUGCGAGUGAAUAACAAGGAGCCGAAUCUCGAUAAAGCCAUCGAUGUGGCACAAGGAGUAGUGGAUGAGAUGAAGUUCGAAGAACCGAGAAAAGAGGCUUUGCUAGCUCUCUGUGCUGCAAUCCAAACAAAAGCGCAUCCAGCAGCCGAGCAACCGAUGAGACACUGGAAUAAACUGUUGACGGCACGGUGGAAGGAAGUCGAGGAUCGAGCUCUCGAGAAGACUGUUGACUUGAAAGAGCAAAAACAGAAGAAUGAGGAGCGAGAGAAAGCGCUGAAGGAACUUCUCGCUUUCGUUGCCAAGAAACGCGAUCAACUGCUAGCGAUGAGCUCUGCGCCGACGCCUGAGGAUCUGACUACGGUGGAUAACAUGCUGCAAGCGUACGAGCAACUCGACUUUGAGCUCAACGAGAAACAACCCGAGGUGGACGACGCGGUAAAAGGAGGACAAAAAGCAAAAAACCCGAAAGCCAUUCAAUUGGGCGACGAGUGGAAACGUUUAUGGUUGGACGCGUUGGGGCACAAAAAUGCGUUGGAUGAAACGAAAGAGUUGCUAGAGGAAAUGAAACGAUUAGAAGGAUGGCAAUGGGAGGAUUGGAAAGAGAGAUACUGUGAAUGGAAUGAUCACGCAAAAGGUCGAGUGACUGAUUUGUUCCGAAGAAUCGAUCGAACCGCCACCGGAAAUGUGCCAAGACAAGCAUUCAUCGACGCUAUCAUCAAUAGUCGUUUCCCAACGUCUCGCUUGGAAAUGGAAAAAGUUGCCGAUUUGUUCGACAAAGACGCUUUCAUCAAUCACAAGGAUUUCAUCAAUGCGUUGAGAUUCGAUAAAAAUCGCCGAGCCGAGCCAAAGUCAGACAACGAGCGGAUCGCGAUCGAAAUCGACCGCCAAGUGCGCGGCUGUGCCUGCUGUCAACCGUACAAAAUCGAGAAGAUCAGCGAUGGGCAUUAUAGGUUCGGUGACACGCAAAUCCGGCGAAUGGUGAGAAUUCUUCGAUCAACGGUCAUGGUUAGAGUUGGCGGUGGAUGGGUGACACUGGAGGAGUUCUUGCGAUCACACGACCCGUGCCGGGCAAUUGGUCGUCGUUAUCAAGAUAUCUAUCCCGACGUCCGUCCAUCGAACGCCGUCGACACAAUGCGAGCUUUCACAAAAAAUCGGCACGCUAGAAUGUCCUCAACAGAUUCGGAUGGAGCACAAGUGCCGCCAGGAGCUCUGGGACCGAUUACGAAAAUUCGUGAAAAGACCGAGCGGAGCUUCCCGAUGUUCCCGCAUGGCCACGAUCAUCAAAGCCACGCACACAACGGCUCAUCAUCAUCGGUGUCAAAGCUGCGAGCCCCGUCCGACGUGUCGCUGGGUGAUUCGAGAAUCGGCAAGGGUUGGCCGGGUGGAAUCUCCCCAGCUGGCAGUCAGUCGAGUCUCGACCGGGGCAGUCGUCCGCCAAGUCGGGCAAGCGCCGACCCAGAGCGCUCCACGAGGAUUCCGUCGUUGCGCGGCAAAAAGGGAGUACGCUACAACCCACCGCGUCAACUG
Molecule: messenger RNA, 8256 nt
Organism: Mesorhabditis belari
Lineage: Eukaryota; Metazoa; Nematoda; Chromadorea; Rhabditida; Rhabditidae
Source: the annotation of a GenBank genome assembly